ACUGUACUUGGGUACGUAUCAAGCUCUAUGGGUGGUCGUAGUAAGAAUAUUGAAUCUGAUAGCUCUAGACUUAUAGAAGCACAGGAAGACUACCAACCUAGGUUUAAGCAUAAGUGGAAGCACGCCGUGAAGGUUAGCUCCAUUGAAAUAUCCGUGCCUAUCUCUUAUGCUUCUACAUCCGUCCUCUUAUCCCGCCUUCUCCCCGUUAAGAUUUAGGACUUAGAAACAUCUUCAGACCUAGCACCGACGAGCUUUUGACAAUACGACUUAGUCUUUUUUUCGUAUAAUUUCUCAUAACAUUACUUAUAUUUGAUAUUGUUGUAUCUGCACCAACAGAGCUGUCCCGCUGCAGGGAUUAAUCAACCGCUACGAUGGACCAGCAGCAUGCUGGUAGCACUUCUUUCAACUCGAUGGCAUUUCCCAUGCCUUUCCGGCCAGGCACACCUAACACAGACAGGAGCCCUUCGGGAGAUGAAAGAAUAGACGCCCACUCGUCGCGAAGGCUGGGCACUAUAAACCCUUUCGCAUCGCCGUCGAUUUCACGGCCAGCUUCUAGCUAUGAAAGCUCUGAUAUCCCUGUGCAGGGCUCCGGCCCGCGAUACUUCCAUUCGCGAAGGGUGAAAAAGGGUGAAUUAGAGAAGCCAUGGCUUGACAAGAAGGAUCCAAAGGAGAAGUGGGUUACUAUCAUUCCCAUCCUGGGCAUACUUGUCGGCCUAGGAAUUUCUGGAUUUCUAGUAUGGGACGGAAUACGAAGUGUUGUUAAACACAACUACUGUCUGGUGCUUGAGGAUGAAUUUGCGACUUUUAACGACGCUGUCUGGACUAAGGAGGUCCAGGUAGGCGGCUUCGGCAAUGGCGAAUUUGAGCAGACCACAGGAAAUGACGAGAACGUCUAUGUCCAGGGCGGAAGCCUUUUCAUCAAACCUACACUCCAGAAUGCGGAUCUGAUUGACAAAGACUCCUUGAUCAAUCUCCUGGAGGAUGGUACUUGUACUUCAACGGUGCCAUCUGACUGUAUAGCAGCCACCAACACCACCGUUGGCAAUGCUACCAUCGUGCCUCCGACGAAGUCCGGCCGAAUCAACAGCAAGAAAGGGGCAACCCUCAAGUAUGGGCGCGUCGAGGUGACGGCCAAACUUCCACAGGGAGAUUGGCUCUGGCCGGCCAUCUGGAUGAUGCCCGUCAAAGAUACGUAUGGGCCUUGGCCAGCCAGCGGCGAGAUCGACAUUAUGGAGAGCCGGGGAAAUAAUUGGACGUACGCCCAAGGCGGGAACGACAUCAUCUCCUCGACUCUACACUGGGGACCCGAUCAAGCCAACGACGCUUGGUGGAGAACUAACGUGAAGCGCGAGGCACUGCACACCACGUACUCGGCUGGAUUCAACACCUUCGGCCUCGAGUGGUCUCAAAAGUAUCUCUUCACCUACGUCAACUCGCGUCUCCUCCAGGUUCUCUACACCAACUUUGACCAGCCCCUCUGGCAGCGUGGAAAUUUCCCCGAGGCCACCAGCAACGGUACACGGCUCGUGGAUAACUGGUCGCAGACGGGCCGUGACAACACGCCGUUCGAUCAAGAAUUCUACCUUAUACUGAACGUUGCCGUCGGCGGUACCAACGGAUGGUUUGAGGACGCGCAGAGCGGCAAGCCUUGGAUCGACGGCAGCCCUAACGCAAAGAAGGACUUUUGGAAUGCGCGGAACACGUGGUUGCCCACAUGGACAAGCCCGGCCAUGCAGGUCAGCAAGGUCAUAAUGUGGCAACAGUGCGACGGCAAUGAAGAGUUAUAGAAUAUGUUUCGAUGCACGGGCGCGUUGGCGUUUUUUUCUGGGUUGGAAUACAAAGGUAAUGUGUGGAAAUUGGGUGUUAUAGAAGUCACUUGUCGUCGCUAGUGCUGAUGGGAAUGCUCUACUAGUGAGGUACCUAUUCACAGAUUUAUGUCUCGGGUAGCCGCAUGAUGUAAUGCAGAUUUCCAUGGUUCACGGCGGCGCACUUAAAAGAUGUUACGUACAACCAGUGCGAUUGUCAGGCAGCGAGAUAGUAAAAAGACGUUGUUUUAACUUUCCUCAGAGAAUCACUUGCAGGGCUUAGGGGUCUCAGAUCACUAGAAUGAGACCCUUGAAGCUAUCUAGGUACGUACUACUACUAACUAGGUAUGGAUAGGUGGGAAAUCCUCGAAGAACUUGGAAACGACGUUGGCAGUCGAUUCAAUUUUGUAGACACCAUGAGAUAUCACGCUGAUAAAUCUAAUCUAUGAUAUCAAUGUAUGUAAGCUUAUGUAUGUAGGUACCUAGGUAAUAGUAGGUAAAUAUCUUAGGCGAUAGCGAACAAUUCGAUUCAAUUGCCAUGUCAU
Messenger RNA from Annulohypoxylon truncatum, 2350 nucleotides. Its product is annotated as glycoside hydrolase family 16 protein. Gene Ontology annotation, molecular function: hydrolase activity, hydrolyzing O-glycosyl compounds. The coding region runs from base 372 to 1787 and encodes 471 amino acids. NCBI's taxonomy places the organism in Eukaryota, Fungi, Ascomycota, Sordariomycetes, Xylariales, Hypoxylaceae. Gene Ontology annotation, biological process: carbohydrate metabolic process. The record is from RefSeq and is a predicted model, not a curated record. The transcript has 2 exons.